Molecule: messenger RNA, 2356 nt
Organism: Syngnathoides biaculeatus (alligator pipefish)
Lineage: Eukaryota; Metazoa; Chordata; Actinopteri; Syngnathiformes; Syngnathidae
Gene: cyth1a
Product: cytohesin 1a
Exons: 13
Coding region: 340-1530 (396 amino acids)
Biological process (GO): regulation of ARF protein signal transduction
Molecular function (GO): guanyl-nucleotide exchange factor activity
Source: RefSeq, a predicted model, not a curated record
CACUAGGACGGGGGGAAGUGGGCGUGGUUUCUCGCGCGUGUACGCCAACCGGCGGCGUCAGGAGUCAAGCUGCUCUCGUUCGUCAACGCGUCCACAAGACGUGAGUUUGGUUGGGCUUUUUCUUUCUCUCUUUCUUAUUUUAUUGUUGCGGGGGGGUUGAGAGGGCUGCGCAAAGUAAAAAAAAAGGACCGGGACGAGGAUUGCGGAGGAGGACACGAGCUCGAAGGAGGAAGCAGGUUUCCGGCUCGCUUCGGGCGGUUCUCUUGACAGCCGCCCCCACCUCCGCCCCAUCUCUGCCGGCCACCGAGUCCUCCGUCACGCCGCUUGAAGAGCACCGCCAUGGAGGGAGACCCUCCAGUGCCAGACGACCUCACCCCGGAGGAGCAGCAGGAACUGGAGAACAUCCGCCGGCGCAAGCAGGAGCUGCUGGAGGACAUUCAGAGGCUGAAGGAUGAGAUAGCAGAGGUCACUAACGAGAUUGAGAACCUGGGUUCCACCGAGGAGAGGAAAACCAUGCAAAGGAACAAACAGGUGGCCAUGGGCCGUAAGAAAUUCAACAUGGAUCCCAAAAAGGGAAUUCAGUUCCUCAUCGAGAACGACCUGCUGAAGAACACCAGCGACGACAUCGCUCAGUUCCUUUGUAAGGGGGAGGGCCUGAACAAAACUGCCAUUGGCGAUUACCUUGGGGAAAGGGAUGAAUUCAACAUCCAGGUCCUCCACGCUUUUGUUGAGCUUCAUGAAUUCACAGACCUCAACCUUGUUCAGGCCUUGAGACAGUUCCUGUGGAGUUUCCGGCUACCGGGAGAAGCCCAGAAGAUCGACCGCAUGAUGGAAUCCUUCGCUCAGCGCUACUGCCAAUGCAACCCCGGUGUUUUCCAGUCCACAGACACCUGUUACAUCCUGUCAUUUGCCAUCAUCAUGCUCAACACCAGCCUUCACAACCCCAACGUGAAGGACAAGCCCACCGUGGAACGCUUCAUCUCCAUGAACCGGGGGAUCAACGAGGGAGGGGACCUACCCGAAGACCUGCUCAGGAAUCUGUACGAGAGCAUCAAGAAUGAGCCUUUUAAGAUUCCAGAAGACGACGGCAACGACCUCACGCACACCUUCUUCAACCCGGACAGGGAAGGCUGGUUGCUAAAACUUGGAGGAGGCCGCGUAAAGACCUGGAAGAGGAGGUGGUUCAUCCUAACAGACAACUGCCUGUACUACUUCGAGUACACCACGGACAAGGAGCCGCGAGGGAUCAUCCCGCUGGAGAACCUGAGCAUCAGAGACGUGGAGGACAAGAAGCCCAACUGCUUUGAGCUUUUCAUCCCCGACAACAAGGACCAGGUGAUCAAGGCGUGCAAGACGGAGGCCGACGGCCGCGUGGUGGAGGGCAACCACACCUUCUACCGCAUCUCCGCCCCCACCAUCGAGGAAAAAAACGAGUGGAUGAACAGCAUCAAAGCCGCCAUCAGCAGGGAUCCCUUUUACGAGAUGCUGGCCGCCAGGAAGAAGAAGGUGUCGUCCAUGAAGAGGCACUAAAGGAGCUGCUCCAUGCUGGCCAUGUUGCACUUGAGAGCAGAAAGGGAGGGCGGAGGGGGGGAGCUCGUAGCUUUUCCGGACUCGGCUGGCCAGGAAGCCGAGAGGCAUGCGGGGGGUUCCAAGCUGCUCACUGCUUUCUUUAAAAAAACAACUCACAAAAAAAAAAAAAAGGAAACAAAACACUCUGUCAUGCAGCCCCCCCCCCCCCCCUCCACCCGCCCCACCCAGCACAUUAAACUCAGCAGGUCUGAACACGUGUGGCAACAAAGUACUUCUCAUAAGGAAAAGAACAUUUCGAAAAGGCUUCGACAUGUCUGGAUCAGACUUUUAACAGUUUGCCUCUUUUUGUUUUGCUUUGUAAAAAAAAAAAAAAAAACAGUUUCCCCUUGUUUUUGCGUUGACAUGUGAAAUGCUGCUGGUUAGCGAUGGAAAAAUCACUCCGGUAUCCGAAUAAUAACUAAAUAUGGCACAAGUUGCGCAUGGAAGCUUUAAGAGCCGGCGGUAGAUGUUCAACUAUGGCUUGUCUUGGUCUCAGGUUUACAACCCAAAGCACGUCUUUUUCAUGAUUACGAGUGCCUGAUGUUUCUUUCUUCCACUUCCACUUCCACUCCUCUCGGUGCACUAACACGUUGAGAAUUCAAAGAAAAACAAAUCAUAUUGCUAGGCAGUAUUGGCUUAUUUAUCGACUUGUGUUGUACAUACUGAAAUGUAUAGUGAGUAUUUUUGUUUUCAAGGUUUCUUUUAGUCUUUUUCAUGCCGUCUUUUUGUUUAACUCUGUAAAAAAUGUUACCGUUUAACAAGUUAUAAUUAAAAAAACGAAAAAAUC